Histoplasma capsulatum G186AR is the source of this 978-nucleotide messenger RNA. Its product is annotated as hydrophobin 2. Gene Ontology annotation, molecular function: structural constituent of cell wall. Gene Ontology annotation, cellular component: fungal-type cell wall. Bases 117 to 530 code for a protein of 137 amino acids. The transcript is spliced from 3 exons. The record is from RefSeq and is a predicted model, not a curated record. Lineage: Eukaryota; Fungi; Ascomycota; Eurotiomycetes; Onygenales; Ajellomycetaceae.
AUCAUCAGCAUCAAUCUUCAUCCUUCGCUUCGAGUAUAUCCAAAACUACCACACUCUUUUCAACUCUUAUAUAUAAUUCUUAAUAUCGGUUUUAAUCCUUCCGACCCACCAUCAAAAUGAAGUUCUCCAUCUCCGCUGUUGUCCUGGCUCUUGCCGCCGUUGCCGUUGCCGCCCCCGGUGGUGAAUACAGAUCCCCCAAGGGUGAUGGUGACGUUGAGGUCAACCAGGUCACCAACCAGUGCGGAAAGGCUCAGAUCUCUUGCUGCAACAAGAAAAUCACCACUGUCAACGGUGGUGACAAGAACACUGGCCUUCUGGCCGGCGUUUUGGGCACUGUCGUUGGCAAGGGCAGUGAUAUUGGCAUUUUCGACCAAUGCUCCAAGCUCAGCGCCAGCGCUCUCAUCGGUGUCACCGACAUCCUCAGCGGCAACCAAUGCAAGCAGAACGUCGCCUGCUGCCAAGGCAACUCCCAACACGCUGAGGGCUUCAUUGCUCUUAACCUUCCUUGCAUUCCCAUUUCCGGCUUCUAAGCGGUUUCACCUCCCGUCGUCUAAUUUAGCUAUUUGACCCUCGACUCUGGUUGUUUUCUAAGGCGAUGUCUCUUGAUCGCUGGGAAAAAGGCUUCUGUAUGGCGAUUUGAAACUGAAAUCACGAGACAAUUCCAAUAUUUUCGAACAAAUAUAUAUUCCAUAGCAUGUACAAUAUUUGUUCAAAAAGGCUUUCUCUUCUUGUCUCUGUCUCUUGUAUAUGAGGUUGGUUUGGAGUGCAUGGUAAUAAGACCUGUAUUUGAUGUGUCAAUUGUGAUGUUACUACAAGUAUGGGGAUAGAUAUUUUUGGCCCUUGUAUUUACAAGGUAGACUUGGAUACUUAAUGGAGUUUCGAAGUUUGCUGAUUUAAAUUGUUCUAUUAUUCCUUCGUGAAUACCGCUCGCUUUCCACGUGGCCAUAACUACCUGUCCGUAACAUCAUUUGUGUUAAC